CCGGUCCAGCGGUCCAGUGCUCUGCUCAGUCCGUCGGUCAUGUUCGGAACAAGAAAGACCUGGGACCUCGGCCACGCCCCCUGCCUGCAGGAGCUCUGGAAGAAAGACAUCUCAUUGGACGCGAGCUCACUGGACUUCCUGAUGAGUGAUGGUGAAGACGACAGCUCCUUCCUAUCUCUGCCCAACGCCGCCUUCUCACAGCGCCCCUCUCUGACCGCAGAGCUGACCGAAACAAGCGCACCCAGCCAGCAGCUGCUCAUCCAGACUCUACAGGACAAAGUGUGUGAGUUUCAGUCUCGUCUUCGCUCUGAAGAAGUCACUCGUCACUUGCUUGUCCAGCAGCUGCAGCAGCAGAGCGUCCACGAGAAGUCGUGUGGAGGAGGUGGGAGUGACGGAGGUGUCCAGACGCCGCAGGAGGAGCGUCUGUCAGGGCCGCCAAACGGUGGACAACCUUCAGAUUAUUUCAGCUGUCCAGAAGAAGAGCAGCUCGUUAGACGGCUGCAAACACAGGUGGAGGAGCUGGAGAAGAAGCUGUUGGAUCAGACUCAGGAGGUGGAGAGACUUCGCUCUGAACUGGGGGCGACAGACCUGGAGAAGCAGCUGGAGCUGCUGGAGGUGGAGAACGAGCGUCUGAAGCAGGAGCUGAAGUCAUGGAGGAGCUCAGAGCUUCAGAAACUCGGAGCUGCAGCAGAGACGUGCAGCUGCAGCCACUGCCCCCACAGCCAGGACGCAGACUCCCUGCGGAGGGAGGUGUCUCGCUGGGAGAACCAGGCCCGGCAGAGGGAGCGUCGUCUGGCUGAGCUGGAGCGAGAGCUGCUGGAGAAGAGCUCCAGGGUGGAGGCUCUCCACCGACAGCUGGAUGAUUCCACCCGGCAGCUGGAGGAGUCGAGGCAGCGGCAGGAAGAGGCUGAGCAGAAACUCGCUCUGCGACUGCACGAGUGCGAGCAGGAGAUGGCCAGACAGGCUGCAGCGCCCUCUAGAGUCAAGUACGUGACUCAGAAGGUGGAGGUGGAGUCGGCCGACUCGCAGAAAGCUCUGGCUGAGAUGCAGACGAAGAACGCCGCCCUGCAGGAGCAGCUUUGUCUCCAGAGGCAACUGCUGAGGGAGCUGGAGACGCAGCUGCACGAGUCGCAGAGGACCUGCGCUCAGCUCCGGACACAGAUCCUGGUGUACGAGGGAGAGAUGGAGCGAGCGCAGGGUCAGCUGGAGGUGGAGAUGCAGAACCUGGAGGAGGAGAAGAACCGAGUGAUCGAGGAGGCGUUCAUCAGAGCUGAGAGCGAGAUGAAGGCCGUGCACGAGAACCUGGCAGGAGUGCGUAUGAACCUGCUCAGUCUGCAGCCGGCUCUCAGGACUCUCACCUGCGACUACAACUGUCUGAAGCGGCAGGUGCAGGAGUUUCCCUUCAUGCUGGAUAAAGCCAUCACGGAGGCGAAGCAGGAGAUCUGUCAGGUGAUCAGUGAGGUGAGCAGCACAAACCAGGACCUGCUGCGUAAAUACAAGAGGGAGAUGAACCUGAGGAAGAAAUGUCACAACGAGCUGGUUCGACUCAAAGGUAACAUCCGCGUUUUCUGCCGCGUCCGACCGGUCAGUCAGGAGGAGCAGGACGCCGCCGACGCCAAAACCAUGCUGAGCUUCGACUCGGAUGACGACGCCGUCCUCUACCUCUCCAGCAAGGGCAAGAUCAUGACCUUUGAACUGGACAAGGUUUUCCCUCCUCGGGCCACGCAGGCGGAGGUGUUUCAGGAAGUGCAGUCUCUGGUCACUUCCUGUAUCGACGGCUUUAACGUCUGCAUCUUCGCCUACGGACAGACCGGCUCUGGGAAAACCUACACCAUGGAGGGCGUGGUGGACGACCCCGGCAUCAACCAGCGGGCGCUGCGUCUGCUCUUCUCCGAGGUGACGGAGAAAGCUCCAGACUGGGACUACAAGAUCAGCGUCAGCAUGGUGGAGAUCUACAACGAGUCGCUGCGGUGAGAAGACAGCUGAUCUCCAGUCGAAGUUUAGAUCUGAAGACCUGAUGUGAAAUAUUUCACAGAAGUCUCUCGACAACUGUGAUAAAUUGAGAUUCAUGUUCCCCUGAGGAUGAACCGUAAUAA
This is a messenger RNA of Paralichthys olivaceus (Japanese flounder), 2096 nucleotides long. Lineage: Eukaryota; Metazoa; Chordata; Actinopteri; Pleuronectiformes; Paralichthyidae. The record is from RefSeq and is a predicted model, not a curated record.